This is a messenger RNA of Neoarius graeffei (lesser salmon catfish), 6760 nucleotides long. RefSeq lists its product as uncharacterized. The coding region runs from base 4359 to 5879 and encodes 506 amino acids. The transcript is spliced from 7 exons. The record is from RefSeq and is a predicted model, not a curated record. Lineage: Eukaryota; Metazoa; Chordata; Actinopteri; Siluriformes; Ariidae.
AAAGAAAUAAUUUUAGAAUACUCAAACUUUGAGUAAUAGUUCUACUAACUUUAACAUGUAAAGUUGCUGUAACAAAUUGUUCGUUUUUGAGUAACUGGAAAUAACAAUUAUUGAUUUCGAAGAACUUUAUGGCAGUGUGACGUACGUGACGUCAUGGCGCACGUCCUUCAGAGACGUUACGCCACUGAGUUGAUAGGUAAUUUCAAGAUGGCCGUGCAUCGCGAGCGGAGCUGUUUCCAGCUUUCUAAAAGUUGCAGUGGACCAAGUGGAGUUCUGUGAGAAAACAAGGUGAAGUCCUACAUUGUGGUCAACUGACUAUUCAGAAGGCACCUUUUAUAAGGUAAGUUCAAUGAACAUUGAUUUUAUGACCCUUUUCUGGUAGUGGGGAUGAUGCUUGCACAGUUCACAUGCAGUGUCCUGAUGUAUGGUGAGUAUGUACUGAGUUUGAUGUAGGAGGAAUAUUAGUGGUUAGCGGUUUCAAUGGAGUGGAAGUGCAAGUUGUGUGUGGUCACCUCAGACAUACAAGCCCAAUUAUUUAGGCACUAUCGUUUGCUGCAUGGCCAUUGUUCAAGAGUCAGUCCUCUACCAUGUCUGAGUCUUGCAUUUGCACACUCGCAUCAUUUAAUGAAAAUUCACUUGAUCACGUGUCCUCAAAGACAUAUGCAGACCUAAUGCAAUUUGACAGAGCAGGGGCAAAGCACUUUUUACCUGCCCAAACGCCUGUCUCAGAGGGCACACUGUUCAGCCAUUUAAGGCGACAUUUAAAAACUAGACUGCACCAUGCCCAUUUAACAACUGCAACUACAGUACAAAUGUAUAAUCAUUUAAUGCACCCAAAAGUAGGAAGGUGAGGAUAGAUUUAUUUUUUAGCUCAAUUCCCAGUGAACAGUGAUGUCUAAGGGGUGGUGGUGUCUUAUUUUCUGACACUUUGUACUUAAAGGGGACAUACAGUAUUAUGUUAGGCUUUCCAUGCUAUGCAAGGCUUUCCUGCUCAUAUGUUGGUCUCUGCUGGUCUUAUAAACACUCCAACUGUAGAUAGUGUCUCGCUGUUCUCUGUGAGUGACCCAAAUGAUGAAGCAAUGAAAGCACCAGUUCUGAACUAAAGUCUUCACCUGGGCUGCAAGAGGCGAGCAGUCUGACCAGGAGCUGUAGAGCAGUUGAAACCAAGCUAGCGAGAAACGCUCUCCUUUCCCCCUCAUUAUCCUUCUUGGUACUGGUAUUAUGUUCUAAGUGAGCACAGUCCAAAAAGUUAUAUCCAUUGGCAGUGUGUGAGAAUUGUGUAUUAGGCCUACCCCAUGUCGACUUGUGAAAUAAUAGUGUUAAGCUCAAACUGCUCAAGCUCCUACACUCAUUUCCUGUCUCUUGACUGUCCUAUAACAAUAGAGGCUAGAAAGCCCGAAAACAAAUAUUAAACCGUGUUAUAGAAAUAUCCUUCAUAACUCUGGUUGGAUAAGUCAUGUUGAAGUGUUUAUAACAUCACAUUAACAAGCUACAGUGCCUAUAAAAAGUCUACACACCCCUAUUCAAAUGCCAAGUUUUUGUGAUGUAAAAAAAUGUCAGACAAAUAAUUUCUCAACUUUUUCCAACUUGACUAUUAACUACAACCUGUUCAAUGCAAUUGAAAAACUCUAAGCUUUAAAGGGAAAAAUUGCUGUUUUCUUUACCUUUUAGGUUGGUGGCUCCAAUAUGACCUGGAUCUGUAAGUUGUGCGCAGCUGCUUUCAACACAAAAUCAGACUUACUCACUCACUAUAGGCUGCAACACAGUCACUAUUCCAGAAUCAGCCCUCUUCCCUGCCUCUACAGUGACUGCAUUUGUACAUGUCAAACAUUUCCUGCACUGAAAGCACAUUUAUCAAGAUGUCACCCAGAACAACCAGUCAGUCAUUCUCUGCAUAGUCAGGGUCCUGUGAUAUUUAAAUGCCCUUUAUGCACAUUUCAGCAGCCCCUUUCUCAAUCUGCUGUUUUCAGUCAUCUUCGUAGGCAUUUGAAAAACCAUGAAACGGUGCAGUGCCCAUAUAAGGAUUGCUCAUACGCCACAAAUGUGUACUCCUCAUUCAAUACACACCAAAGUCGAGAACACCAAGCAGAUCUUGUGGCAGACUUUCAAACUGAGAUUGCCAGUGAGGAUCCAUGUAAUCUGGCCAGUGCUUCAGAGGAAACUAGUGAAGAAUGCCCUGGUCCGAGCAGGGAAUUGGAGAAUGCGGAUCAUGUUGAGACAGUCAGUCUUAGAAAUCAGCUUAAAAAGUAUGUGUCGUCUUUGUUCUUGAAGAUGCAGGCUAUCCUACAUAUCUCCGACACUGCCACUCAGGAAAUAGUAGACCACUUGAAUGAAGUCUUCUCUCUAUCUGAGCCACUGAUCAAAGAGGCAGUUCAUGAUGUACUUACAAAAAAUGGUCACUGCAUUUCAGAAUCUGCACUAAGUGAAGUUGUUGCUGCUAUCAUGGACUGCAAUGUUCUGUCUACUUCAACUUGUAAAGGUGCUGAGUUGAGUUCCUCAAAGCGCAGAAAAACCUUUAUAGAGCACAACUAUCCUUGUGUAAUGCCAGUGGAGUACCAGUUGGAGCCUGGCCAUGCCAGCAUGUAUGUUCCUAUACUUUCGAUGAUUCAAGAGCUGUUUAGAAGCACAGACAUUCUUAAGAAAAUUUCUGAAACAGAUACUGCAUUCAAUCAAUAUGUUUCAUGCGCCAAUGGCUCUUACUUCAUGGAAAAUGAGUUGCUGUCAACUGGGGAUCUCGUCUUACCACUCCAGUUGUACAUUGAUGAUUUAGAACUUUGUAAUCCGCUUGGUACAUCACGCAAAAUUCACAAGGUGUGUGCUGUAUAUUGGGUCCUCGCUAAUCUUCCACCAAAAUACAGGUCAACAUUACAUGCUAUACAGUUAGCAAUACUGGUAAAAGUGACAGAUCUCCGCAAGUAUGGAUAUGCAGCUGUACUUGCUCCAUUGCUGCGUGACGUUCAUACUUUGGAAGUGGACGGUGUGUUCAUUGAAGGACUUGGCCAAAAUGUCAAAGGCACUGUCUUUUGUGUGUCUGCGGACAAUUUGGCCGCUCAUGGACUAGGGGGUUUUGUAGAGUCUUUCAGAUCAGGCUGUGUUUGCAGAUUCUGCUUGGGCUCAGUUGAACAGUAUCAAGAAUCCGAAGUCAGAGAUGAGAAGUUUGCUCCGAGAACUAAAACCAGCCAUGACCUGCAUGUGCAAACAGUUAAGGUAAGUGACACUUUGAGCAGCCACUUUGGUGUUAAAGGUGGCUGUGUCUUGCAGGAGUCUCUGGAUUACUUCCAUGCUCUCACAGGGUUUCCUCCAGACAUACUCCACGAUCUUUUGGAAGGCAUUGUUCCAAUGGAGCUCAGUCUUUGUCUUAAAGAGAUGAUCCGACUGAAGUACUUCACUUUGGACUUUUUGAACAACAAGAUUACCACGUUCCCGUAUCAACAUGCUGAUAAAGUGAACAGACCUCAGCCUCUUUCCCAGGCUUCUCUUUCUCGGGGGACAAUAGGAGGUAAUGGGCAUGAAAAUGCUACUCUCCUCCGACUUCUUCCGCUGCUUAUUGGCAGUGAAGUACCAGAGGGGGAUCGGGUAUGGGCAGUUUUAAUGGAUCUCAAGGAGGUUGUGGAGCUGGCUUUGUGCCCAUCAUUUACAGAUGAAACUGUGGACUAUUUGGCUUUCAAGAUCAGUGAUCACAGACGGGCACUACUUGACGUUUUCCCCGAGGUAAGGCUCCGCCCAAAGCACCACUAUGUGGAGCACUAUCCUGCCUUAAUUAAAUGCUUUGGGCCCCUCCUGCAUGUUUGGACCAUGCGCUUUGAAGCAAAGCACCGCUUUUUUAAAAGAGUGGUGCAUGACGUGCAAAAUUUCAAAAACAUUUUGAAGACCAUGGCAAUCAGGCAUCAGCAUAUGAUGGCAUACCAUCUUGCUUCACCAUCAUUUUUCAACCCAAACACUCAAGCAACCAGGGUUGACUCUGUUUUGGUUUCAUCACUACCAGAGGUUGCUCAACUACACAUCAGAGAACACACCACUACUGACACAAUCUUUAAGGCCUCAAAAGUGACCAUUGAUGGCACAGACUAUGUCUGUGGAAUGUUUCUGUGUGUAGGAGCAAGUGGUGGGCUGUCUCAGUUCAGCAAAAUUGAGCAGAUUUUACUUUGUAAUAACAAUGUGUCUUUUUUGUGUUCUGAUUAUGAAUCUUGGUAUGUAGAACAUCUACGUUCCUAUGAGCUGACUUUGCAAAAAAGCUUUUCUGUCCACAUACAGUCAAAUUUGAAUGACAUCAUCCCCCUCCCAGCAUACCGUGUGGACGGCGCUCUUAUUCUCACCCCGAAGAGGUUUAUACUUGUAAAACAACAGAGUUAAGCACAAUGACUACUACAUCCCUGCCCAUGUUGCUGAGAGUAGAGCAACCAGACCAGCCACCAAGGAAGCUGAAACUGGGCGCUCGACCUGAUUCUGUUGACUCACUAAUCCGGAUACUAAAACAUGAACUGGACCUCGACCUCGAUGUUGACCUUCUCUACGAAGACCCAGAUUUUGAUGGAAAGCUCACUGCCCUGACCGAUAUUAAUGAACUGCCGCAGAAAGCUGUUGUACACAUUACUUUUUCUCAAGACUCAAGCUCAGUUGCAUCAACAGUGUUGCUCUCUGAUGUCUCGUCUCCAGAGCGUCUGAGCAGGUGGCCGCCAGGGCCUUUUCCAAUCCCAAUGUUCUCAUUCGACGUAGAGCUGAAGCUGAGGGACGGAAAUGCUGAAUAUGAAAACAAGAACACCUACCUCAACUUAACCCGUGACCUGAAGCACAGCAUCUUGGAGAGUAUGGCUUCCACCAUUUAUGGUUUUAAAGCUUAUCCGAGUGACAAGGAAAUUUCAAUGGCCGCCGAGGCUCUUGUGGCCAAACAUCCCUGCUUGACCCAACCAGGGGCUGAAAAGGGCUGGAAUGGGUGGAAGAACUCUAUUAAGUUUAAAAUGGGCAAUUACAGAAACAAGAUGAGACGGGCUGGAUGUCAAGAAGUUGCGGUCAAUUCUGGUAAAAGGAGUAGGAGCCACCCGGAAAAAGAGCCUUCACAUUCGAACAUCAAGCGACCAAAGCGUGCGGAAUUAAAUUUCUUGCCCAACUUUCCUAAAGGAAAGGAUCCGUCACAACUGGAGGAGAUGAGGCAGACAAUUGUUGACGAAUGCAAGAAAGUGGACAAGGACCUGACCCUCAUCCGAAAACUGAUGGAGGCCACAUUCCCUCUACGCAGACAGACGAUCGUUAUGUCCUUCCCUCCUGUGAAUGAGAUCAUGGACCUCUGGCCAGCUCUGAAAAUUGAGUCAGAGUUGUAUGCAGAAUUCCAGCGACUCACGAACCAGAACCUGCCCAAUACAUUUUAUGCUGAGCUGGACCGCCAUCUUCCACGAAUGAUGACUCUAUUCAGGCAGAAGGCUGCCAAAACGGGGAAGACUGCAGAUGCUCUGGCCAGCAUUUUAAAACUUCAUGAUGAGCAGGAAUCCCAUGACAUCCACAGCAGACGCACCACAGCUCUACAAGCCUUGCCUGUAUAUCUGCGUGAUGAUGCGACAGAAUUAUUCAGGACCUGCACAGAUGAUUCUGAUGAACCUGACCUCGACGGUGUUGCUCUGGGCCUUCUCACCUUCGCCAACAAUGAUGCAGGCCUCUACAACGCACUGAGGGUGUCCGUCGUGAUUGAAGGUGCUGUUGUGAUGAGUGUCUCCCGACAUACUGACGCGUUUCUUAUCAUGUUUGGGCUUAUGUACGCUUUGCACCUCAGCUAUCCAAAGGCCUUGAUCAACACCUUUGAAUUUGUCCAAAAAAUCUUGCUUGGCCUUGAUGGUGGGAAACUUUCACCCAAAUUGCAGACCAUGAAAAUUGACUUGUCCAUGUGAGUGUGAAGGGUAGAAGGUAGCCAAGUUGUUUUGAGAAAGUGUUUUAAGGAGGUACUGUUUGAGUUGCUUAUUUUUUGCUUCAGUUGCACCAUUUUUGUGGUUCAGUGUUCAGGGGUACCAAAGUAUUGGUGUACACCAUUCUAGUGCUGAUAAAUGCUUAUCUUAAGUGAUAUUUGGAAUAAUGUGGCAUUGUGUGUGUGUGUGUGUGUGUGUGUGUGUGUGUGUGUGUGUGUGUGAGAGAGAGAGUGAUUGUGUGUGUGUGUGAGAGAGAGUGAUUGUGUGUGUGUGUGUGUGAGAGAGAGAGAGUGAUUGUGUGUGUGUGAGAGAGAGAGAGAGUGAUUGUGUGUGUGUGUGUGUGUGUGUGUAAAUGUUUGAAUGAGGGCAGCUCUCCUUCGUCUGUAUAAAUAUCAACAUGUUGGUCAAAACAAAGCAAGAAAUCAUAACCGCGCAAGUUUAUAGGAAUAGGGGAGCGAUGAACAACUAAAUGAAUGAAUGAGGGCAACUCUUUCCUUCCUCUAUAAAUCGGAAAAGAAAUCUGACAUUGCAACAUGUUGGUCAAAAUAAAUCAAGAAAUCAUAACAGCGCAAGUUUAUAGGAACAGCAAGGGGCAGUGUCAGUGUGUGUAGAUGAAGGAGGAUGGCUGUCUCCACAUCCUCUCACUAACACACACACACUCACUCUUCUGCCGUACAUUCAAAUACUCCUCUUUCUGCCACGGAAUGCUCUUCUCCCUUUAGUGACCACCAAUGCCAUCUUUCAGCACUUGUGGCUCAACUCAGUCCUGGACGAACACACGUGCACACUCACAUAGAGGAAAGCUGACAGUUGGGGGGGGACAAAGGGUUCAGAGAGGGCCCACAUUUGGGUGCGUGUGUGUGUGC